This is a messenger RNA of Echinops telfairi (small Madagascar hedgehog), 1272 nucleotides long. Its product is annotated as free fatty acid receptor 2-like. The transcript is spliced from 3 exons. Lineage: Eukaryota; Metazoa; Chordata; Mammalia; Afrosoricida; Tenrecidae. The record is from RefSeq and is a predicted model, not a curated record. Gene Ontology annotation, biological process: G protein-coupled receptor signaling pathway; cellular response to fatty acid. Gene Ontology annotation, molecular function: G protein-coupled receptor activity. Gene Ontology annotation, cellular component: plasma membrane. The coding region runs from base 282 to 1271 and encodes 329 amino acids.
GGUCAGAGGGUUGUGUGGCUGGAAGGCCGAGGAGCAGAGAGAAGGCUGUCUGAAGGCAUGGCUGAGACACAGCACGUUUGACCAAAGAACUGUAUCCUGAACUUUUCUGAUCCUGAAUUGUAGCCUGUGAACUCCUCGAAGAAACCCCAUCAUUAUGACACAGCACUUCCAGGUAUAAAACCGGUGGAGGAGAAUGCGGUGAUCCAGUGAGCCAAGGUGUCCCCCUGCUUCUGAGACCUGACAUAUUGAAAAGCCAUCAUCGGCCUCCAGGAAAAGGAAGGAUGGCCCUCAGUCCCCGGAGCCUGGGCCUUUUCUUUAUCUACCUCAUCUCCUUUCUCAUUGGUCUUCCCGCCAACCUGCUGGCCAUGCGGGCUUUCAUCGGGCGGGUCCGGCAGCCUCAGCCUGCCCCCAUCCACGUCCUGCUCCUCAGCCUGACGCUGGCAGACCUCCUUCUGCUGCUGCUGCUGCCCUUCAAGAUCAUGGAGGCCGCCUACGAUCUCUACUGGCCCCUGGGCGACCUCCUCUGCGUCCUCACGGGCUUUGGCUUCUACAGCGGCAUCUACUGCAGCACCUGGCUCCUGGCGGGCAUCAGCAUCGAGCGCUACCGCAGCGUGGCCUUCCCCGUGCAGUACAAGCUCUCCCGCCGGCCCCUCUACGGCGUGAUCGCCGCUGUGGUCUCCUGCGUCUUGUCCUUCGGACACUGUAGCAUUGUGAUCAUUGUCGAGAACUUGCCGACCAACAAGACGACCCAGCAGGCCCAAGGGCUCCCCGUCUGCUACGAUGACUUUACCGAGGAGCAACUGGCCCUGGUGCUCCCGGUGCGGCUGGAGCUGUGCCUGGUCCUCUUCUUCAUCCCCAUGGCGGUAACCACCUUCUGCUACUGGCGCUUCGUGCACAUCAUGCUGUCCAGGCCGCAGGUGGGAGCCCGCAAGCGCUGGAGAGCGGUGGCGCUGGCUGCGGUGACGCUCUUCAACUUCCUGGUCUGUUUUGGGCCUUACAAUGUGUCUCACGUGGUAGGCUUCAUCCAAAGGAGAAGCCAAAGUUGGCGUGCCUGUGCCGUGUUGCUCAGCGCCCUCAAUGCGUGCAUUGACCCCUUAAUUUUCUAUUUCUCCUCCUCAGCUGUACGCAAAGCUUUUAAUAAAGGGCUGCAGAGGCUACAGGCUUGGGGUGCCUCGCUAUCGGGGUGCUGGAGGGCAAGAACUCAAGAGCAGGCCUUAGAAAAAGGAGAUGGGACAUUAGGGAUGACCAAUAUCAACUUCAGGGGAGACUAGA